Messenger RNA from Penicillium expansum, 1458 nucleotides. Its product is annotated as putative flavin dependent monooxygenase. Bases 1 to 1458 code for a protein of 485 amino acids. The record is from RefSeq and is a predicted model, not a curated record. Lineage: Eukaryota; Fungi; Ascomycota; Eurotiomycetes; Eurotiales; Aspergillaceae. Gene Ontology annotation, molecular function: NADP binding; flavin adenine dinucleotide binding; N,N-dimethylaniline monooxygenase activity. The transcript has 2 exons.
AUGCCAAUCACAAAUCCUAUUCGUCGAGUAGCUGUCAUCGGUGCAGGGCCCUCUGGACUUGCUGCAGUCAAAUAUCUACUCGCCGAGAAAUGUUUCGAUGAAAUUAAGGUAUUCGAGCAAAGAAACUCCGUGGGAGGAGUCUGGAAUUACACUCCAAGUUCCUCUAAAAAGGGGAUGUCAAUACCUGUCCCACAUUUAACCCCUCAUGAGCCAGUCGAGAAGCCGAUAUGGAUCGAUCAUACUGAGGGGCGUGAGGCAACAUUCGUGUCUCCGCUAUACGAUAGACUGGAAACCAACAUCCCCAAAGAGUUAAUGCGUUAUUCGGAUCAGGCUUUCCCAUCGGAAUCCCAGCUCUUUCCUAAACACUGGACAGUGAAGCAAUACCUCGAGAAAUAUGCCGAAGAUAUCAAAGGCCUCAUUCAAUUUGAGACACAAGUCUUAGAAGUGAAACUCCAGGAUGAGACCCUAAGCACCUGGAGUCUAACAACAAAGAGUCUUCCAACUGGCAUCGACACAACCCAUACCUAUGAUGCUGUGGUGGUUGCAAGUGGCCAUUUCACGGUCCCUUAUAUACCUGAUAUCUCAGGAAUUCAAGCAUGGGAUGCGUCACACCCCGGUGUGAUAUCUCAUUCCAAGUUUUAUAACUCUCCAGAACCUUUCCAAGGAAAGAAGGUGGUUGUGGUAGGAAGUUCUGCCUCGGGGCUUGACAUUGGUGCCCAGAUCAAUGAAGUAAGCCAAGGCAAACUUUUGGUCUCCCAACAAUCUGAAUCAUACUUGGCUGCACCCCCAAAUGGCGAUACAAUCAUCUGCCCGGAGAUAGUCGAGUUUCUUCCUCCGACAGCCUAUGAGAGAGGUGUAAAAUUUGCGGAUGGUCACAUUGAAGAACACAUUGACGCCAUCGUUUUCUGCACCGGCUAUUUCUAUUCAUAUCCUUUCCUGUCUUCACUCAACCCACCGGCUGUGACCCAUGGCUGGCGAACAAUGAAUGUCUACCAGCAGUUAUUCUACAUAGACCACCCCACUCUGGUCUUCCCCGUGCUUUCGCAGCGGGUUAUUCCAUUCCCCAUGGCUGAGAACCACGCUGCUCUCUUCUCUCGUGUGUGGUCCGCGCGGCUUACACUUCCACCAAAAGAUGAGAUGAAAGCAUGGGAGGAUUCUGAAAUUGACGCUAAAGGAGAUGGAAAGAAGUUCCACCUGCUUCCGUUUCCCAUGGAUGCUGACUACCUCAAUUUCCUCUACGACUGGGCGGAAAAGGCCGAGCCACGAGCUGGGCUAUCUAACAACGGACAAGGCAAACUUGGUACUUGGUGGGGCGAGGAGGAAAGAUGGAUGCGGGCCAAUUUCCCAGACAUCAGGCGCGCUUUUGUAAAGCGAGGCGACGAGCGGAGCGAGAUCAAGAAUCUAGCAGAGCUUGGUUUCAGCUUUGAAGAGUGGAAGAAGCAACAAGAUGAAAACUGA